Echinops telfairi (small Madagascar hedgehog) is the source of this 673-nucleotide messenger RNA. It is a transcript of the gene RPA3, whose product is annotated as replication protein A3. Bases 44 to 409 code for a protein of 121 amino acids. Gene Ontology annotation, molecular function: damaged DNA binding; single-stranded DNA binding. Lineage: Eukaryota; Metazoa; Chordata; Mammalia; Afrosoricida; Tenrecidae. The transcript has 4 exons. The record is from RefSeq and is a predicted model, not a curated record. Gene Ontology annotation, biological process: mismatch repair; DNA replication; base-excision repair. Gene Ontology annotation, cellular component: DNA replication factor A complex; site of double-strand break; nucleus.
AGACGCCGCGUUUCCCGCCGGCUGCCGCUCUGGGACCGCGAUCAUGGUGGACGUGCUGGAGGUGCCGAAGGCGCGCGUGAACGCCAGCAUGUUAGCUCAGUUCAUCGACCAGCCCGUGUGCUUCGUAGGGAAGCUGGAAAAGAUCCAUCCUACUGGAAAAAUGUUUAUUCUUGCAGAUGGAGAAGGAAAAAAUGGAACCAUUGAAUUAAUGGAGCCUCUUGAUGAAGAAAUUUCUGGAAUUGUGGAAGUUGUUGGAAGAGUAACAGCCAAGGCAACUAUAAUGUGUGCAUCCUAUGUCCAAUUUAAAGAAGAUAACCAUCCUUUUGAUCUUGGACUCUACAAUGAAGCUAUAAAAAUUACCCAUGAGUUCCCUCAGUUCUUUCCUUUGGGGAUCAUAAAGUAUGAUUGAGUUUGAUGAACUCUGUAGGACUGUGAAUUUGAUGUUGAAGAAUUAAAGGAGGCCCCCCUCUACUGUUUGAAGAAGAGACCCCUGUGGUUUCUAAUAGGUAAUUUGCUCGUUUUUCACUUCCAUUUCCUUAACCAGAUAUUUCACUCAACAAUUCUUGACUGAACGGGUAUGCCAACAUUUUUUCACAUAAGGGUGAGCAGUCUUCAUAUAAAAAAAAUCUCAUGCUCAUGUCCAUUGUAUAAUAAAAUUAGGUAUAAAAGCAAA